CACCAACUUAUCAACACUAAACCAGUGGAUGCUAAGAGCGGAACACCAGGGACUGAACACCAAUCUGCUGGACACCUUGUAGAUUAUGAAAGUAUAUCAUGUUUGAUAGCCGUUCCUGCAAUAACAACUGAAUUAUUGGAGGCUCUAUCUAUAUUCCUUCUAAAGGGAACGUACUGGACAAACAUCUCACAAAUACUCCAGAGGGGCUGAUGGGUCAGUACAGUCAUGGAGAAGAAGACAGCUGAACAGUACGGAAUGAUUCUGCCUAUGUAUAAGGAUCAGGUCCCAUUGUCCGGAAAGAGGUGGAUUGUGGGAAUGGGACUUGUGGUGCUGCUGGUCGGAACAAAUUUGGCUAUAACUUUAUUUGGUGUUUACAUGACACAGAAGCAUACGGAGCGGACGGUCACAUUGGUCUUAAAUGUCAGAGACGGGCAGAAGGUUCAACAGACAAUAUCCGACAACAAGCAGGAAAACAUGGCCGCCAUUUUCGUCAGGAGCAAGAAUAACUUUACCACCAUGAUGUAUGAUUACGAGAGGAACAUCAUUGGGAUCCGGACGAUGAACAGCAGCGUGUGUUCUGUGCUCAGGAUGGACAAAUUCAAGAUUCCGCCUAUACAGGAUAUACUAAGACAGAUGGAUAAUAAAGCAUCGAGUGACGACCAGAUCACAUACAGCGUUAUACCGGUGCAGAAAGCGAACCAUAUAGACGUGGGGACAAGCGUGAACAUUUUUUGCACUAAUAUCGACAUCUACUGGGGAAAAUUGGUGUUUUGUGAAGAUGUGGAAGUGCUGGGACCGGCGAUAACGUUUACCUUUUCGUUUUCAAUUUCCAUAGCGAUUUAAGGAAAAGGAAAAAAAACUAAUGAAAUUGAACCUGCGGCUUUAAUUACAAGGAAAGGGGCAUUAUUAUUGUGUCUAUGAUGUAGACAUAGGAACCAUUACUUACAAAUAGCUGAUAAACUGCUUAACCCACAUGUAACAUAAGCCUCCAUCUGCUUUGCUUUUGCAACUAGAUUAAAAACCUUGAUUCUUCACACUGCAGGCUGCACCCAGAUGGCUGGAAAACUGUGCAAAAUAGAAACCAUUGGGGAAAUUUGUCAAGUUUUCUUUGUUGCACAUAACAUCCAAUUAGAACUUGAUAAAUCUCCCCCAUAGUUUUACAGGGUUACUCUGCCCCUAGACAUCUUAUCCCCUAUCCAAAGGGCUGCAGCACCCCAGAUAUCCAGUGCACAGAUGACUGGUGAUGUGGGACGAAGGCUCUUGACGUCACAAUCAAGCCCCGCUCAUGACGUCACGACAAUGCGUCCUUAAUGCAAGUCUAUGGGAGGUGUCGUGAAGGCUGUCACGCCCUCUCCCAUAGACUUACAUUGAGGGGGCUUGACCGAGACGUCACAAGCCUCCGUCUCUGCACCCAAUGCUCUAAACGAAUGCCGGGGGUAGCAGGGAGAUUGCGGGGGUCCCCAGCGGCAGGACCCCAGCGAUCAGGCAUCAUAUCCCCUAUCCUUUGGAUAGGGGAUAAGAUGUCUAGGGGUGGAGUACCCCUUUAAGGGUAGGGUCACACAUAGGGCAUCUGCAGCAGAUUUCACGCUGCGGAUUCACCGAAAGCAGUCACAAGAGUGAGCUCCUGCUACGAACGGACACAGAGAGCUACCAAGCCACAGUAGGGAGUUUGCUCUUGUGACUGUUUUCGGCGCAUCUGCAGCCGAAAAUAUGCUGUGGAUGUGCUAGGUGUGACCCUACCCAUAGAUUGAUUUAUUUUCAGCUGUGAUGGAUGUGAUUCAUAUUGUAAAUGGUGGUGGCGCCAGGUCAUGUGAUUGCCGGCUGUGUUGAUACUCUGUAUCAUGCUGUCUCUUGAUUUUAUCAAAAAGAUGUAAUAAAUGUGGAUUUUGUGAUUUGCAUCAGAGGUGAUGUGUACAGGGAAAUUCUUGAAGUUUGUGACACCCAAAUAAUGUCCUAAUCGCACUCCCAACUAUUAAGGUUCAGUGUCAUGAGUAUAAUGGAUGUUGAGGGCAGCACGGGUCACCAGGUUGUAAAGGUAGUCAGCCCCAGGCCCACAGGUUCUGAGAUGGGAAAGGAGCCAGCCCAGCCCUAGGCUUGUAGCACAGAGAAGGGUGUCAGAGACAUAUAUGCACAGUCACUUGCACAGUGAGGCUAGGUUCAUAUCUACGUCAGAACUGCGUUUCGCAUCAUGGCUCCAUCUUCUGAACUGUGGGUCUUCUCCACACCGAAAUCAGGUAUAGCCCAAAAAUGGACCCAACAGAGUCACAAAUACACUCUGGCCUAUUAUAGUCAAUGUCUAUACACCAACAAGGGCAUCACCAUAAAAAUAUACUUAAAGAGGUACCCCCCCCCCUAAAAGGAUAGGGGAUAAGCUGUCAGAUCUCGGGGGUCCAGUCACUGGGAGCCUCUCUGAUCUCCGUUGCGGCAGCCCAGUCAUCCGUUGCAUGGACCAAACUUUUCUCUGUGCUGGAUGACGGGUGACCACAGCCACAUGAAUGGAGGGGGUGUGACGUCACAAACACGGAAGCUCUAAGCUUCUGUGUUCAGUAUGCCGCGAUGCCAGCCUGGAGAUUGCAGGGGGAUGGAGGGGGGGAGGGGGUCCCAGUGGCUUGACCCCCUGCAGUCAAACAUCUAAUCCCCUAUCCUUUGGCUAGGGGAUAAGAUGUCUUGGGGUGGAGUACACCUUUAAAAUUUGGGUGCAACAAUCUUGCAACCACAGUUUCAAUGUGGUUAAAAAGAGAAAUAUAGAAAGGAUGAAAGCACACACCUGUACGUAUACAGGUAAAAAAAAAAAAAAUAGGCUAUUAUAAUUUCACCAAUCAAAAAAGCAGUCAAAAAACUAUUGAAAGCUCCCUGACACAGGGCAGCUCAUUUCGCUCCAGAAUGAUAGUCUUGAAAUUUCCUUGUACCAUGUAAAGAUUCAAGGUACCCUGUGCCAGAUGCAGCAAAGCAGCCCAAAAAAACAUAACCAAGCCCUCAUACACAGAAGGCAAUUGAUGUUGGCACCCCCACGUCGCUACUUACACCGGAUGCAAUCCCCGGGUUAUGGACCACUGCUUUUAAUAGGUUAUAUAACCUCAGUGCCAGUCUACAGGGCCACCAUCAGGGGAGUAGAGCCAGUACUCCAGUAAGGGCUUGGGCUACCGGGGGGCCCCGGGCCCCUGCUGCGCCCCCCUACAGCCACCACAGCACAGAAGCAAGGGACCGCUGUUUACACAGCGGUCUCCUGCUUCCAUGGCCGGCCGGUCCAGGACGCAUUAAACUAUAAGCGCGUCUUACAAACUGGCCUAUAGUUUAAUGCGGUGCUCAGGAACGGCUGAUUGACAGAGUGAAAAGCCAUUGGCUUCUCGUCCUGUCAAUCAUUCUUGUGGCCUGCCCACAACAAGAGGCCUGGGUGUCCGUCCUCUGUGCUCCAGCACAUGAAUGAUGUCAUCAUCAUGCGCCGCACA
Molecule: messenger RNA, 3449 nt
Organism: Hyla sarda
Lineage: Eukaryota; Metazoa; Chordata; Amphibia; Anura; Hylidae
Product: gastrokine-2-like
Exons: 7
Coding region: 226-843 (205 amino acids)
Biological process (GO): regulation of cell population proliferation
Source: RefSeq, a predicted model, not a curated record